Molecule: messenger RNA, 836 nt
Organism: Saprolegnia parasitica CBS 223.65
Lineage: Eukaryota; Oomycota; Saprolegniomycetes; Saprolegniales; Saprolegniaceae
Exons: 1
Coding region: 1-789 (262 amino acids)
Molecular function (GO): S-adenosylmethionine-dependent methyltransferase activity
Source: RefSeq, a predicted model, not a curated record
AUGACGACCAAGGCUGUCCACGCGGUCGCCAAGCAUGGCUUUGUGAACGCAUCGCUCUACGACAAGGCGCGCCCGGGGUUUCCACGCGAGGCGCUCGCCGCACUUUGGCCGCCGUCGCUCGACCCGGCGACAGCGACCGUGCUCGAGAUUGGCAGCGGCACGGGCAAGUUUACGUCGCUUUUGCGUAACGACGCCAAGAUUGCCAACCUCGUUGCUGUCGAGCCGUUGCAGGGCAUGCGCGCCACGUUCGAAGCGCUCUUCCCGGACGUGCGCUGCGUCGAUGGGACGGCGACGGCGCUCCCCGUUGCCGACGACUCCCAAGACGCACUGUUUAUCGCACAGGCCUUUCAUUGGUUUGACAACCGCGACGCACUCGUCGAGUUUCGCCGGGUCCUCAAGCCCAACGGCUCGCUCGGGCUCAUUUGGAACAUGGAAGACGCGACCACGCCGUGGGUGGCCAAGCUCCGGGCCAUCUAUGAAGCGUACGACGGCGUCGCGCCGCAGUACCGGACGGGCAAGUGGGCCAACGUCUUUGCCGCGAGUCCGGACCUCUUUGGCCCGCUCUCGCACACGUGCCUUCGCCGAGUGGUGCCCGUGGCGUCGAAAGACCAGAUCUGGGAGCGCGUCUUGUCCAAGUCGUACAUCUCGACCGCGACGCCCGAUGUCCAAGCGCGCGUCAAGGCCGACGUCAUGGCGAUCCUCGACGCCGCCGACUUCGAGAUCGACGCCGACGGCUGCAUCUUGUACCCGUAUGUGACGGACAUUUACGUCACAACGCCGACGCCCUAGUUGUUUUCUUACGACGAUAACAAUCAUCAUGUCGCCAACAUAGCCAC